This is a messenger RNA of Eupeodes corollae, 1684 nucleotides long. RefSeq names its product synaptic vesicle glycoprotein 2B. The transcript is spliced from 10 exons. Lineage: Eukaryota; Metazoa; Arthropoda; Insecta; Diptera; Syrphidae. The record is from RefSeq and is a predicted model, not a curated record. Gene Ontology annotation, molecular function: transmembrane transporter activity. Gene Ontology annotation, biological process: transmembrane transport. The coding region runs from base 82 to 1626 and encodes 514 amino acids.
AAAUGAAAAUAAAAAUUAGAAUAACUCGAGCAAAUAAUGAAAUAAAAAUAUUUAUCUGUUAGUUUCAAUCUUUCGUGCGAAAUGGCUUCAACUUCAAGUGAAUUAAGUGUCCGGGCGGAUAACAAAAUGCGUCGAAGUGUGCGUGGCGAAGAAUAUUCCCUCGACGAUGCACUCGAUUUGAUUGGAUUUGGAAGAGUGCAUUUUGAAUUGUUAAUAGCAUGUGCAAUAGUUGUCCUAGACAUAGUGAACGAAACAAUUGCCUCGUCAAUUGUUGUCCUUGCAUCCCAAUGUGAUUUCGAAAGCAGUCCUCAGGAGAGAGGCAUAAUGAAUACAUCGGUGUUUAUCGGAUUACUAUUGGCAUCAUAUCCUUGGGGACAUUUUGCUGAUAUUUUCGGACGACGAAUAGUUCUGUUAUGGACAUCAACUGGUUCAGUAAUAUUUUCUUUUUUAUCGAUGUUCGCUUGGAAUAUAUGGAUAUAUGUGUUAUUUCGUUUUUUAACUGGUAUUGCAAUUGCUGGCUUAACUUCAACUGUAUAUCCUUAUUUAAGUGAAUUCCAUGCAAUGAAAUAUCGUCCUGCAGUUAUAAAUUAUGUGACAAUACCACUUGGACUUUCACUCGUGUUUUCUGGAGUUAUUGCAUGGCUUAUUUUACCUCAAACAUGGAGUUUCUCAUUUUUUGGAAUAUUCGAUUUUCGACCAUGGAGAUUGUUGAUACUCUUUAAUCUUCUGCCUGGUUUAAUUGGUUCCAUUUGGAUUUGGACACUUCCCGAAACCCCAAAAUUAUAUUUAUCCCAUGGAAAAGAUGCUGAUGCUCUUAAAGUGUUGUAUUGGAUAUAUGAGAGAAAUACUGGAAAGCCUUCGAAAGACUUUGAAGUAAAACGACUUAUUCCGGAAGCGGAUGCAGCUUUUAUACAAACUAUUCAAACAAAGAAGACAGUAUGGGAAAUAAUAUCAUCGAUGUGGAAACAAACUGUGCCGCUUUUCAAACCACCUCAUGCUUUGAAUUACUGCGUUUGCUGUUUUGUAAUGUUUGGUUUGUUCUUCUCGUCUUCUGGAAUGGGUCUGUGGUACCCGGAAAUUCAAAAUCGUCUUGGAUUCGGAACAGUAAAUUCACAAAAAACCAUCUGUGGAGUUAUAAAUGAUAAACCUAAUGUGACAAUCGAUGAUACAAUGGAACCUGUUUGCAAUGAUGAGAUAAGCACAAAAACUUACAUUGACAGCAUAACUCUAGGAGGAUCUUACGUUGUGGCUUACCUUCUUCUUGGAAUGAUCAUAAAUCCCCUGGGACGAAAAGCAGUACUAGCCGGUGCUCUUGGCAUAUCUGGAGCUUGUGGUCUUUCCUUGCAAUGGGUUGAUGAACCCACAGCUAUAGUAAUCUUGUUUUGUGGCUAUCUCAUGUUAUCAGGUCUUUGUGUAUCGGUUUUGAGUGGUUCUGUUGUUGAUCUUAUACCCACUCAUUUGAGAGGAAAAGCCGUAUGUAUUUGUCUGAUGAUUGGAAGGCUUGGAAGUGUGGUUGGCAAUAAUAUUAUUGGAGCUGCCUUGGAGACCUAUUGUGAAGUAACAUUUUACAUAUUUUCGGGACUUAUUAUUCUUUGUUCACUGCUAACUCUAGUGUUGCCCAUCUAAAAAUCAUAUAACCUUUAAAUUCAUUUGUAAAUUAAAUAAAAAGUUUACUUUAAUUAAA